Messenger RNA from Ceratitis capitata (Mediterranean fruit fly), 2507 nucleotides. RefSeq lists its product as uncharacterized. The transcript has a single exon. The record is from RefSeq and is a predicted model, not a curated record. Bases 432 to 2393 code for a protein of 653 amino acids. NCBI's taxonomy places the organism in Eukaryota, Metazoa, Arthropoda, Insecta, Diptera, Tephritidae.
UCAUUCUGGUGUCUAUAAAUUUAUAUUGUAGAAAAUUUGUAUUCACCUCGCAAGUUGCAGAAGUCGUUUUGUUCCUUUGCUCAUUGCUGAUUGAAGGUUUUGCUGAUUUUCUGCUUAAGGCAAGCAUAUCCUCUGUCUGCAAUAUUUCAAUGUAUCCACAUAUGACCUACGUUUCCUGCACAUUUAGUACUCUACUAGUCCCUCCUUACUGUUAGUUCGAAGUUAUAACUUUAAUUUUAGGCAAGCCUCUUACGUCAGCUGAAUUUAUUUCAAUUCAAUCCAGCAAAAUCAUGAUUUGAACUCGCAAUCGACUGCUCCAUCAGAAGUAAUUAUCGAUAGUGAAUCCAUUAUUGCAUUACGUUAAAAAUUAUGGGAAAUUAAUUUUCAAUUACAAUUUAAGGGUUAAUUGCAGCCAAAGAAUUCGCUGUCGAAUGAGAGUCACUUUAGCAGAGUUUAAUUUAAAUUAUUUGAAUCUGAGCUCAGCACACGACAACACGCGAAAUUCAAAAUCAAUAAAAGAAAAAGUAAUGGAUUUUAAUGCAAUCAUAAUUUUAGUUUUACUCUCAGCGGUAAUAGUCACACAGCCAUGUCCAAUGGGCGAUGCAACUACCACAAAAAGUAUAAUGAAAAUGGAAAGAGUAAAAUUUUACCAGAAAUUCAUGGCAAAAAUAUGGGCAGAAGAGAGAUUUGAAAGUUGCUUACUUUAUGGAGAUCUGCAAGCAAGUGAAACGCUGCAGAUAUUUCUGCAAAUUUUAUUUGAAGACCUGAGCACACCUAUUCUACUGCAAACCACCAAUUCGUCAUUUCAAAUUGCAAACAUUUUCAAUAGGAAUGUGCUCAGCUUAGUGCGGUUGGAGGAUUUCGAACGUGAACUGCCGAAAAUCGGCGCAACACUUGAGCUUCUGCGACAAAAACGUAUCAUACUCAUCGGCGGUGAGCAGCAAGUGACGAACGCUGACGAUCAGUAUUUAACGAAGCUCUUUCGUUUGUGUGAAACGAAGAAAAUGCUUAAUGUUUUGGUGGUCGAUGGUGAUUUCUGGCAGACGGAAACUUACUACAGUUAUACAAUAUUUCCGCACUUUCGAUUGGAGCGCAAACAUUUGGAAACUUGGAAUGAUUUGGUGUUUCCGCCACGUUUGAGUAACCUGCACGGCUAUGGCAUACGCACGCUACCCGAUCUAACAGCGGCAUGGACUUUUCUGUAUUUGCAGGAUGGACGUGUUAAGGUUGGAGGUUACUUGUCAUGUCUACUGACGAUCUUUGCGGAGACCAUCAACGCUACACUCAUUUACCCAAUGCAAGUCAGAGUUGGCGAGAUAAUCAAUUCUACUACAAUCGAUAAUUUCAUGCAAAAUAAUUUAUUGGAUAUCCCGAUGAAGCACAUAUUCUUGGAAACAGCAAAUACUAUUGAUAUGUCCUCGCGCCCAUACGGUAUUAGUGAUAUUUGUAUUGUAGCACCGGUAGUGUGGUAUCACUCAGUUACGGAUUUCCUCCUAACUUAUUUCGAUGGGAAGUUUUCCGCGUUAAUCUUCAUUAGCUACUUUACAACCAUAAUUUUACUCCAUCUAUGUAUUCGCUUGCGGCGUUUACGAGCAGGUAGACCAUUACAUGGUUGCAUUUUAGCUUCCUACCUCGAACCAAGUUAUAUGGCUUUCAACUAUGGUCCGGCGCAACCGCGGGGCGUGCAAAGUUUGGUAACUUUAAAAAUUUUAAUUUCUUUAUCUUUGGUGUGGUUUCUAUGCAUUCAAACACAUUACGCGGCGAAUCUGAAGACGUUCGUGACCAAACCUGUUGAGAUGCCGGUGCCAAAGAGCUGGGAAGACUUAAAUAAUGUCGGCAUUAAAGUGAUGAUGAGCAGACACUUUUAUUCAUACAAAAGAUUUUGGUGUUACGAAUCCUGUGCAAGGUAUGAACGCUUUUUGAAAAUUUCAGAAUCUCAAGAAAUAACUCGAAAGUAUAUGGAAAGCCUCAAUACCUCGUACGCUUACCCUACAGAUUUAUUCACAUGGCACUUUAUUAAAUUUAAUAUGAGAUCACUGAGUCAACGUGUUUUUCGUUGGACCGAUAUUUGCUUGAAGCGGCAAACUCUGCAGGGAUUUCUGCUGCCACCGAAUUCCGCUUUUAAGGAUUCAUUAGAUCUUUUCCUCACAAGAAUUGCCGAUAGUGGCUUGGCAAAUCAUUGGAUUGAAGUCACAUAUGCUGAAGCAGUACGUUUGAAAAAAAUUAAUAAACUAGCAUUUGCGAACCGGGAUUGGACACAACCAAUCGGCAUGAAAAGCAUAUCAUUUAUGUGGAGCAUGUUUGCCUUUGGCUGGACGAUUGCUUUAGCGGUUUUUAUAUGUGAAAUUGCACUUGCACACUGGAAAAAGCCUUUGACUCGGCGUAAUAAGUAAUAAAUAAAAAUUAUUAAGCACAAUAAAAAACAUAAGUUCUACGCAAAGUUAAUUCACGACAUUCUAAUAAAUUUAUUCAAAAUGCUGUAAUAAAAGGGAAAACUGACUUUUGUA